Messenger RNA from Penicillium subrubescens, 1740 nucleotides. Its product is annotated as TRAPP trafficking subunit Trs65 domain-containing protein. The transcript is spliced from 4 exons. Lineage: Eukaryota; Fungi; Ascomycota; Eurotiomycetes; Eurotiales; Aspergillaceae. The coding region runs from base 1 to 1740 and encodes 579 amino acids. The record is from RefSeq and is a predicted model, not a curated record. Gene Ontology annotation, biological process: intra-Golgi vesicle-mediated transport. Gene Ontology annotation, cellular component: trans-Golgi network; TRAPPII protein complex.
AUGCCUGGCCUGGAAAUCCCGGGCGAGUUCCUACGACAUGCUGUACUCGAUACAGUGGUGCCUCAUGCUCCGGCAAUCGAUAUUGAAGGGUCAUUGACCUCGGCCCUGGAGGACGGAGCAGACGAUCUACCCUCAGUACUUUCCUCUAUUCCCCAAAGGUCCCUUCUAUUUUUCGACGAGUCUCUUCCCGUCCGCGUUGUCCUGCGCCUCUCCGAUUGCACAGAUACCAUUUUGAAGCAUAAUUUACCCCGUCUCGAAAUUCGAUUAGAUGUAUUCGCAGUCGACCCUGCAGAGACCGUGGCGGAGAAUCCGACUCCAGCUAGAGAUAUCAUUUUCUCCGGAGUUGUGGACACAAGGGAGGAACCAUUGGUGAUCUUCAAUGAGUUCGAAGGCGAAGAUGGGACAGGCAACCAUGUCUACCUCAUAUGGAGCAUGGAGACAUUCCUUAAGCGCCCUCGAAACCGUAUCCCGAACCCAUCCCUCCUGUUCAUCGCCUCCGCGAGCCUAAAUCCUUCGGAAUCAAGCCGACAGGAAGACCCUGAAGACGACUACCUACCUCCACUCGUCCCUGCGUCGACGAACAUGUUCCAGCCCUUGUCUGGAGACAAAGCCCUCGCCCAUAAAGAGCCCUUCCUUCCAGCAUCAAGGUUGUUGCGGGUCGUGCCUACAACAUAUCAGGAGGACCCCAUUUACAACGUCCAGCAGCAACAUGGUCACCCCUUUCGCGUGGUUCCUGCAGCCAGUGCCAGGAUUCGCUACUCACGAUUGAAUUCCUACACUGGUCUUCCCACUACAGUUGCCAGUCUGGACUUCGAAGUGACACCAUUUUUGAUGUGUGAGGUCUGUUUUGAUAAGGCGGAUGUAAAGUUGUCCGAGGGCACGCUUGAGCCUCUGUCGGCCGUACAAGGACUUGAGCUCCCAAUAAGCUGCCGGCCUCGAGACGAUGUGACCCUAAUGUACAAACUUACACCCGAAUAUGGUCCCGAGACCAACCCAUCAUCGACUGCCAUGAUGAGCAUGCUGGACAUCUCGCUAGGAGCAGUCAUUCUCCUAUCCGACGAUUGCAAGCCUCGCAUCACAAUGCAAUGGCGAACCAAUGUCGAUUUCUCGUUGCCCCUUAACCCAACAUUUGGCGGUCCCAGCCAGGCAUUACAGAGAAGCAACCGCCCUACAAGUCUAGCCAUGCCUCAGGGCUUUUCUCAAACAGGACCGAACCCUAACAAUCGGUCCUCCCUGCGAGAGCGAGCUUAUUCAGUUACUGACGUGGGAGUCACCAUCUCAUUCUCUGGUCCUUCCCGUGUGCAGGUUGGAUCGCCAUUCUCUUGGGACGUCUUCAUUGUCAACCGCUCCAACAUCCCACGUAAAUUUGCCCUGAUUGCGAUUCCCCGACGGAAACGUGUGGAUCCGAGGGGCCAUAUGGCUCGCCCCUCGUCAUCAUCCAUCUCGAGCCGGAAGGAGGAUCAUGUAGCGGAGGCUGUCACAGAUGACAAUAUCGUGCACGCGAUGCAGAAGAGUGUUGCUGGCCAGGAGGCUGAACUUAUCAGUUUGAGCACUGACAUCCGUGUCGGGCCCCUCUUGCCUGGAACGUGUCACUCAACCGAACUCAAGCUCCUACCCCUUGCGACUGGUCCCCUUCAGUUGGAAGCGGUACGCCUCGUGGAUGUGAAUACGAAUGAAACGACCGAUAUUCGAGACCUGCCAGACAUUCUAGCCGAUGACCAGCCUCGAGUAUCUGCAUGA